GAUAAUUAGGGAAAGAUGGGAAGGCUCGUGGAUGGAAAGGACCGUCUGGUGUCAAAUUACACAAAAGCUAGAUGAUGCAAAAUCAUGCAGAUAUCUUAAGGAUGCCGUGAAAGCCCUCCGCACGACUCACCUGAGCUGUAAGACGUGUUCCCGACCUUCCUGCUCAACUGGGCUCCUCACGGCUAAAAUUCCUCCGGAAAAAACUCGGUCACGCGGUGCAUUGUGGGGAGGGAAUGUCGUAGUGUAGGUAACGUCACUGUAAACAACAUGGCGGACACAGGCGACAAGGAAGGGGCUAGCGCAGACACCUUGUUAGCAGACAUUCAGAAGAAAAUUACAGAAGCUUUUGACAUCUUCGACCACGAGUCCAACAAGACAGUGGAUGUCAGAGAAAUCGGCACCAUCAUCAGAUCGCUGGGAUGUUGUCCUACAGAGGGGGAGCUGCACGACAUGCUAGCAGAGAUAGAGGAGGAGGAGCCGACCGGUUACAUCCGGUUUGACAAGUUCCUGCAGAUGAUGACCCACGUGAUGCUGGAGAGGCGGUACAAGCCGGUUCCCGAGGAGAUGCUGCUGAAGGCCUUCGCUGUGCUGGACCAGGAGAAGAAGGGCUUCCUCUCACAGGAAGAGCUGCAAAAGUACAUGAGUGAGGAGGGUGAACCGUUCACCCAGGAGGAGAUGGAGGAGAUGCUGUCAGCAGCCGUGGAUCCUGACAAGGGAGUCAUCUAUUACAAGGACUUUGCCUCCAUGAUGGCCGUGGAGAAUCCCUGAUGGGGGGACAGAAAUACAACAACAGGGACUGCAGGACUGUUCACUGGAGUAAGCCGGUUCACAAAGUAAACUGUGCAUGGGCAGUGUGAUGUAUUGUGGGUAACAUGUCAAAGUUGAAGACCCCAGAGACAUAAACAGAACACUUCUGGACAUGGUAUCAAGCAGGGUCCAAGUUGACAAGUUAGAGGCUUUCAACUUUGACCCUGUGCCUGCCCAGUUCAAACCUGGAACUGACUUAUUUGGGAACUUGUAUCUUACAUUUCUUAAGAAUUAUUGCAGAGCAGUAAAACCAGAAGUUACAUAGAUAAUUGAACAAAGACAAAUGAACUGACAAAGGAUGAUGCAUCAUUUUUUAAAUUUCCCCUACUGAAGUUUGUACAUAGUAUAAUAUGUGGGAGGCAUUUUGGUUGCCAAGCUUCAAACUUGUAAUAAAGACUUGGUGUUUUUUUAUA
Molecule: messenger RNA, 1220 nt
Organism: Branchiostoma floridae (Florida lancelet)
Lineage: Eukaryota; Metazoa; Chordata; Leptocardii; Amphioxiformes; Branchiostomatidae
Product: dynein regulatory complex protein 8-like
Exons: 5
Coding region: 268-768 (166 amino acids)
Molecular function (GO): calcium ion binding
Source: RefSeq, a predicted model, not a curated record